Messenger RNA from Staurois parvus, 920 nucleotides. The record is from the annotation of a GenBank genome assembly. NCBI's taxonomy places the organism in Eukaryota, Metazoa, Chordata, Amphibia, Anura, Ranidae.
UCUCUGACAAACUCAUGUAGACUUCACCUCCGCAACAUCUCCAAGAUACGUCCAUUCCUAACCCCGGAAACUACUAAGCAACUCAUUCACUCCCUCAUUAUAUCACGCCUCGACUACUGUAACUCCCUCCUCACUGGCCUCCCUCACCGCAGGCUAUCCCCUCUUCAGUCUAUCCUGAAUACUGCGGCCAGACUCAUCCACCUUACUAACCGUUCUGUAUCUGCCAUCCCUCUCUGCCAAUCCCUCCACUGGCCUCCACUCAGUAUCCUCCACCCCUCUCUGCCAAUCCCUCUACUGGCCUCCACUCAGUGUCCUCCACCCCUCUCUGCCAAUCACUCCACUGACCUCUAUUCAGUUGUCCUCCACCCCUCUCUGCCAAUCCCUCCACUGGCCUCCACUCAGUGUCCUUCACCCUCUCUGCCAAUCCCUCCACUGGCCUCCACUCAGUGUCCUCCACCCCUCUCUGCCAAUCCCUCCACUAGCCUCCACUCAGUGUCCUCCAUCCCUCUCUGCCAAUCCCUCCACUGGCUUCUGAUUGCCCAACACAAAAAAUUCAAAUGACUAACAUUGACGUACGAAGCUGUCCAUAACACUGCCCCAAACUACCUCACCGACCUGAUAUCCAUCUGCCACCCAGAAACGUACUUUCCGCUCCUCACAAGACCUCCUACUCUCUAGUUCCCUGGUCUUCUCCUCCCAUGCCUGUAUCCAGGACUUCUCCAGAGCUUCCCCCAUCCUCUGGAAGUCACUACCCCAAUCCAUCAGGCUGUCACCUACUCUCCUCACCUUUAGGCACACCCUGAAAACCCAUCUCUUUAGGGAAGCCUACCCCGUCCUCACCUAAUUGCCGAUCUCCUCCACUCUUCCUACCACUCCAUCCCCCACAGUUAUUUCCUCCUGUACCACUAUCCCCUCCCUCC